Molecule: messenger RNA, 1047 nt
Organism: Marmota flaviventris (yellow-bellied marmot)
Lineage: Eukaryota; Metazoa; Chordata; Mammalia; Rodentia; Sciuridae
Gene: Eef1e1
Product: eukaryotic translation elongation factor 1 epsilon 1
Biological process (GO): positive regulation of DNA damage response, signal transduction by p53 class mediator
Cellular component (GO): aminoacyl-tRNA synthetase multienzyme complex; nucleus; cytoplasm
Source: RefSeq, a predicted model, not a curated record
CUGGGGCCGGAAGAUGGCGGCGGCCGCGGAGUUGAAGCUGCUGGAGAAGUCCCUGGGGCUGAGUAAGGGAAAUAAGUACAGUGCCCAGGGCGAGAGACAGAUUCCAGUUCUUCAAACAAAUAAUGGUCCAAGCCUAACAGGAUUGACUACCAUAGCAACUCAUCUAGUCAAAGAAGCCAACAAGGAGUAUUUGCUGGGGAGUACUGCAGAAGAAAAAGCAACAGUUCAGCAGUGGCUGGAAUACAGGGUCACUCGAGUAGACAGACAGUCCAGUAAAGAGGAUAUCCACACGCUGUUGAAGGAUCUGAAUUUGUAUCUUGAAGAUAAAGUCUACCUUACAGGAUAUAACUUUACUUUAGCAGAUAUUCUACUGUACUAUGGACUUCAUCGCUUUAUAGUUGACCUGACAGUUCAAGAAAAGGAGAAAUAUCUCAAUGUGUCUCGCUGGUUUUGUCACAUUCAGCAUUACCCAGGCGUCAGGCAACAUCUGUCUAGUGUUGUCUUCAUCAAGAACAGACUAUACACUAACUCCCACUAGAAGUCACCAUGCCACACACGGCGUAAUUAAAAUGUUUUAAAUGGAAAGUGCGUCUGGACCAUAGUACUAAUGUAAAUUGAUAUGCUGUCAUUGUUUAUUUGUUGAAGUUGGUAGAAUUUUUGAAGUAUAAACCUGUGUCUGGAUGUUUUAUUUGUUCUUUAGUUGAAGUUUUGCAAAUUUUGAUGUAAAAAAAUUCAACUGCUGUCCAAAAAAAAAGGUGAAAUCAAGUUAUAAAUUACCUGGUUUUUAAAAGAUCAAAUUUAUUUUAAUAAAGUUGCAAAUCAGUGGCUUAAUCUUUAAAAAAAAAAAAAGGUAGUACUUUCAAUGGUUGAUGUAUUUGGCUAUUUAUUAACCUCUCUUUCAUAUUUUAAAAUUCUUUUUCCUAUGGAUAUUUACCAUACUUUGUUUAUUAAAAACUGUGAUAACUUAUACCAAGGAUUGAGAAAGGGAAGACAUGUAUUUGUUUUAAAUAUUUAUGUGAGCUAGUAAACAUGGCUGAAAAACUCCCA